CUCUAGUUCAUGGUAAACAUUUGAUCGAAUGCGAUUCCAGCAUCACCGAUGCGCUUCGCCGCAAGUCACGCGUGAUGAUGCGAGACUUGUACAGACUGGGUGCAACGUGCAAAGAUGGCGUAACGAACUUUGUCAACAUUGCUUUUAAUUUAGAUCUAUCUUACUUUCACGAUAACAGCAACCAUUGCGAUGGAGAAAACAGACAGGUUUACUAGCGAGUGGUUUCUGCAUCAAAAGGGGGAUUGGGUUCGUACGUUAUCAAAAAUUCCUGAGUUCGAUGUAGGCAAAUUAAAGCAUUAUUUGACUGAAAGUAGAAACAAGACUUUUGACAAAGAAGGUAUGAGAGCUUACAAAUCGUUAAAAGCGUACAAGUUUUUUGAGGAGGGGUAUGUGCAGAAGAUUUCGUCACUGCAGAUGGACAACUCUUUCCUUGCACGGGCAGAGGUGAUGGCUUCCAUGGCACAAAGAGUGUACAAACCGUACGUUUGUCUAAGUCUCGAAGGGGAUGUCCAGGGUGGAUCCUGUGAUUGUGUCGCAGGGAAGGGUGAGGCAUGCGGCCAUAUAGCAGCAUUGCUGUUUGCAUUGGAUGACUUUGUUGCUAAGGGACUGAAAGAUCUACCAGAGGACAGGUCUUCUACAGAAAAACUGUGCCAAUGGAACAAACCAGCAAAGAGAAAGACAGAGCCUAAAACUAUACACAAUAUCAGGAUAGUCAA
Messenger RNA from Saccostrea cuccullata (small rock oyster), 716 nucleotides. RefSeq lists its product as uncharacterized. Lineage: Eukaryota; Metazoa; Mollusca; Bivalvia; Ostreida; Ostreidae. The record is from RefSeq and is a predicted model, not a curated record. Gene Ontology annotation, molecular function: zinc ion binding. The annotation marks the transcript as partial. The transcript has 2 exons.